Messenger RNA from Syzygium oleosum, 471 nucleotides. RefSeq lists its product as uncharacterized. The record is from RefSeq and is a predicted model, not a curated record. The transcript has a single exon. Lineage: Eukaryota; Viridiplantae; Streptophyta; Magnoliopsida; Myrtales; Myrtaceae. The coding region runs from base 105 to 275 and encodes 56 amino acids.
AUUGAUAUGUUUGGUUGAGGAUUGCAAUUGAAGAGAUUUGAAGACCUUGUACAAGCAGUUUUUACAAGAGACAGGAGGAGAUUUUUGAAGAGAGAGAGAUAGAGAUGGACAACGGGCUGUCGUGGGCGGACCAAUGGGACUACAAUGACGACCCGCCUCCGGCGCAGGCAUCCGAAGACCGGAAGAAGCGGAAAGAUGGGUCGAAGUCUGGGAAGAAGAAAUUCAGCAUACAGUGGGUGAAAGAGCUGUGCAAGAAGUCACCUAACAAGAGAUGAAUUCUGCUUCAAGCAGAUCCGAAUUCUUUCCUUAAGAAUGUUGUUAUGUAGAAAACUUUCUUUUGUGACCUCCCUCAGUAAUUCAUCACACAGGAACACUCUUCUCUCCUCACAUCAUGCAGAAAAGAAAUUAUCUGUUCGAGGUUUCUUUUUCAUCAUUUCUUAGUAAAUUUUUUAUUCGAACCAUUAAAGAUUA